UUUAAAACCGUAACUCACUAUUCAUGACAAUACCUGAAUUUGUUUUUCGGCAUCAAUUUCUACCAAAAUAUUUUUUUCAGCAACAUGUCUAUGACAACGAAACAUCGUGAGAUUCUUCUUCAGGUUACUCCUGAUCUUCUGAACGAUUUGGAUGCAGAUGAUAUAGUGCCACACCUUCUAGCAGAUAUGAUAAUCACUUCACAUGAUGCUGCAAAAGUCAAAGCUGAAACAACCAGAAGAGAUAAAGUAUCAGCCCUUCUGGAUAUCAUACCGACGAGAGGGGAUAAAGCCUAUGGAUCAUUUAUGGAGUGCCUUAAGAAGAUGGAGGGUUCGACUCAUCUAUAUUUUACAAUGAAGAAAUACGAAGACACUUACCAAGAGCAAUCUUGUCCUAUACAUGAAGAAUAUACGCCGCCUAAUCAAGGGAGUGGACAUAGCCCUACUGUUACUCAACAUACUCAAAGGGAUGUCAAUCUGACGAUUAAUGCAUCUGGACAUUCAGUUGUAAAGAAUAAUUCCCUAACUGGGCAAAGUAACAUGUUUUUUAAUAAAUAAACGCUCUAUCAUAGUAAAUGUAUUUUUUUAUCAUACGUAACCUACUAUAUUUUGAUCAUGUACUUGGCCUAUAAUGAUUAUGACUGUUC
Molecule: messenger RNA, 644 nt
Organism: Lytechinus pictus (painted urchin)
Lineage: Eukaryota; Metazoa; Echinodermata; Echinoidea; Temnopleuroida; Toxopneustidae
Exons: 2
Coding region: 85-555 (156 amino acids)
Biological process (GO): regulation of apoptotic process
Molecular function (GO): death domain binding; protease binding
Source: RefSeq, a predicted model, not a curated record